UAAACUUUGAAGCUAAUUUUAUACAGAGUACUGCUGAAAUGCCUUUAAUAUACAUUUUAGCCAAUGGCAGCACUAGAAGCAGAAGCAGAUCUUUUUACUUCCGGCGGAGGGGCGAAGGAGAGCAAAAGCCCAAAAAAAUGAUCCGAAGCUGCUGCUUUUCCUCGCAGUCCCCCUGGAAACCCCAUCAUCCUCUUCUUCUACCCCCCGGCGCUCACAAUCGCUUUGCCCCAGAUCCCUUCCCCCAACCCUCAAAAGCGCUUCUUCGACGCAGAAGCGGUUUUAGCAGCAGCAGCAGCAGCAGCAGCAGCAGCAGGUUGGGCAUUGUGGUGUGUGGGCUUCUGCCCGUGGAUCCCUGGGCGCCCACCGCCGAUUCCCAGAGCAUCGCUUCUCAGCUUUUCGCCUUCUCCCUCUUCCCCUACUUGGGCUUCUUGUACUUCAUCACCAAGUCCAACACUUCGCCCAAGCUCACCCUUUUUGGCUUCUAUUUCCUCCUCGCCUUUGUCGGAGCCACAAUUCCUGCUGGAAUAUACGCGAAAGUGCACUACGGAACUUCCUUGUCCAACGUCGACUGGCUGCACGGUGGCGCGGAAUCAUUGCUUACUCUCACCAAUUUGUUUAUUGUCUUGGGACUGAGAGAGGCUCUGAGGAAAAUGAGAGAAGCAAAAGCAAGCAGUUCUCGAGCUGUUUCGGAAAGCAAAGAAAAAACUUCUGUCUAGUGAUUGUUUUGGUGAUUGCGGGGGAACUGGGCAGAUGCAGUAGCUCAGAUGGUCUUCAUUUCAGACAACUCUCUUUUUGUCUUGGAAAGUACUUGAAUGACUUCUGAUCUUGGAUGGUUUUACUUCAAAUGGCUUUUCAGCUCAAAAGAACUUUUAUCUAUUGACUUCUAACUGUGGGUGUUAAAGAUCAAAUUAUUAAUAAUGACUUAUUUGAUGUGGGAUUAAUGGGGGAUCGAA
Messenger RNA from Ananas comosus (pineapple), 953 nucleotides. RefSeq lists its product as uncharacterized. The coding region runs from base 39 to 716 and encodes 225 amino acids. The transcript is spliced from 4 exons. NCBI's taxonomy places the organism in Eukaryota, Viridiplantae, Streptophyta, Magnoliopsida, Poales, Bromeliaceae. The record is from RefSeq and is a predicted model, not a curated record.